UUCAACGUUGGGGCGGUUACCAGGUCGGCCCAGUGCGCAGGCGCGGGAAAGUUGAAUUUACGAAGAAAAGUUUGUAGAAAUUGAGUGGAAGCGUGGGCGCCGGCGUCGGCGCGACUAGAGCAGAAUCCCGAACCAGGUGCCUCCAUGGCCGGCUCUGAAGAGCUGGGGCUCCGAGAGGACACACUGAAGGUUCUGGCUGCUUUCCUUAGGCGCGGUGAAGCUGCUGGGUCCCCCGUCCCAACCCCACCCAGGAGCCCUGCCCAAGAGGAGCCAACAGAUUUCCUGAGCCGCCUCCGAAGAUGCCUCCCUUGUCCCCUGGGGAGGGGAGCCCCUCCUCCGGAGUCCUCUCGGCCCUGCUUCCUUCCCCUCCGGCCCUGCUAUGAUUCUGAGCCUGGCCCAGCGACUUCAGACUUCUAUGCCCUGGUCGCCCAGCGUUUGGAACAGUUGGUGCAAGAGCAACUGAGAUCUCCGCCCAGCCCAGAAUCCCAGGGACCCCCACCCACAGAAAAGGAAGCCCUGCUAAGGAGGCUGGUAGCCUUGCUGGAGGAGGAAGCAGAAGUCAUCAACCAAAAGCUAGCCUCUGAUCCUGCUCUGCACCGCAAGCUGGCUCGCCUGUCAGCAGGCUCCUUCGCCCGCCUCGUGGAACUCUUCUCCAGCCGGGAAGUCAGCUCCUCCCCAAGCUGUGCCAGCCCCUCGCUGCCGUGCCCGGCGCCCCUGCCGUGCCCGGCGCCCCCACCGCCAUCCCCGGAGCCACUGGCCCGCUUGGCUCUGGCCAUGGAGCUGAGCCGGCGCGUGGCUGGCCUGGGGGGUACCCUGGCCGGCCUCAGCGUGGAACAUGUACACAGCUUUGCGCCUUGGAUCCAGGCCCAUGGCGGCUGGCCCCAUCUGGAUAAACCCGGAGAGACCUGGAGAUGGGUCCAGUCCCAACAGGAAGGACUCUGGAUUUCACUGCCUGAUGAGGCUGGAUGCUCUCUCAAGACUGAAUGUGGACACCAGGUUAUCGAAUGCCCCACCAUUCCCUGCCAGUGGAGAUUUCUCCCAAGAUCCAGAGUAGACACUACUAAGUGGUGAAGAAAUUAAUCUGAGGGAUAUCGAAUGAAUCUAAGCACACCGGGCUCUUUAGUCUAUUCACUUCAUUCUUCUCAAUUUUGUCUACACAGCUUCUUUUCUGUUCUCACACUUAGCUCCUCUGUCCCUUCUUCCGCUGUUCUCUCAUUGUCUACUGAACCUAAGAUCUUGCAUUAAAAAUGGGUGUAGAAAUAAA
Peromyscus maniculatus bairdii (prairie deer mouse) is the source of this 1264-nucleotide messenger RNA. RefSeq names its product BCL2 like 12 (gene Bcl2l12). Gene Ontology annotation, biological process: regulation of extrinsic apoptotic signaling pathway. The record is from RefSeq and is a predicted model, not a curated record. Lineage: Eukaryota; Metazoa; Chordata; Mammalia; Rodentia; Cricetidae.